GUCAUCGCAGAAUUUCUAUUAUUCUUGUACAAUCCCAAGGGCAGCAUGUACAUAUCCAUAGUAUUUACUGCAAGUGGUUUCCCCUUCUCAUUCUUGGCAGUUGUCUCUAACUCCUGUUGUCGAACUGAUCGGGAAGCUUCAGAUUGGAUGACCCCAGGAGGAUUAACGAAGGUGCUUUCCAACUCUUUGGUUAGAACGAGGGAGCGCACAAACUUGUCGAAUUUUUCUAUGAUGCCAGAGUGCCGAAGAAUCAGAGUCAUUACAAACAGAAGGCUACUGAGUCUCUUCUGUUGUCAAGACCAGUCAAGCCUGUCCCCUGUAAUAUCAGGGAUAUCUACAAACCUUUCUUAGCCAGCUCUCUUGCUGCCACCGGUCGUCUAUCCAUAAGGCCACCACUGCCAUCCCUGCCAGUAUCACACUCCGAGUCCAGGUCGACAUCUUCAGCGAGUCUCUCUUCCGACACAGAGUUCAUAGUGGGAUCUUC
This is a messenger RNA of Gamsiella multidivaricata, 484 nucleotides long. RefSeq lists its product as uncharacterized. The transcript has 2 exons. Lineage: Eukaryota; Fungi; Mortierellomycota; Mortierellomycetes; Mortierellales; Mortierellaceae. The record is from RefSeq and is a predicted model, not a curated record. Bases 46 to 351 code for a protein of 101 amino acids.